CCAACAAACCUGAGAUGAUUGUGGAGAAGCUCCGCGGCGCGUCAGUCGCAGCUCAACACUUUCCCACAUUUUAGCCAAAAUUAUGAUGAAAAACUCCUCAAUGCCUUUUCAUUCCUGGAUUUAUCGCUCUCUCCGGUUACAUUUAGUGUAGCUUUUUGUUUUGUUUUUCUUUGUUUGUUUGCUAUUUAUUUUUAGUUUUAGGAGAGCAUGUGCUUGAUUUUGCGCGGAUUGCAGAGGUGCCACCGGGAGUGAGUUGAAGGCAAAUAUGCGCCGCUGGGAUAUGAUUUUCAACCGAAAGGCUUAUGGAAUAUAGCCCGGUCUGCCACAGCCUGUAUGCCUUCUGGUCCAGCCCCGUGAAGAAGAAACUCAUUCUGCUCAGCAUCAUGUUUUUAAUCUGGGUAUACAUGCUGUACUCCUGCGUGGGCUACUGCUCCACCAUGCCAAGUCUGGUGGUGGAGAGUUACCGGGGCAAGGAGACCGGCUCGGCGGUGGGCAAGAGGACAGAGAGCGGCGGCAGGACGGACCUGGUGUCCAGACUGCUGGCCAAACCGCAGCCCUGGGAGGAUAUAGAGAGCGACUACGAGGAGCCGUCCAUCAGGACCGCCGCGUCCAGAGACCUGCUCAAUAACGAGCUGGAGACGGACCGAGCGGACGACUGGGACGAGAUGCGGGCCGAGCAGCAGAGAGCCCCGGACCCCAGCGCCAUGUCCAGCUUCUCCAACGGCUCCGGGAGCAAGAAGCUGCCGCAGGCGAUCAUCAUCGGGGUGAAGAAAGGAGGCACCCGGGCUCUGCUGGAGUUUCUCCGGGUUCAUCCGGACAUCAGAGCCGUGGGAGCGGAGCCGCACUUCUUCGACCGCAACUAUGACAACGGACUGGAGUGGUACAGGGAGCUGAUGCCGAAGACCCUGGAGGGCCAGAUCACCAUGGAGAAAACCCCCAGCUACUUUGUGACCAGAGAGGCUCCAGCGAGGAUCUCGGCCAUGUCCCGGGACACCAAGUUAAUCGUGGUGGUGAGGGACCCGGUCACCAGGGCCAUCUCGGACUACACGCAGACGCUGUCCAAGAAGCCCGACAUUCCCUCUUUUGAGAGCCUCACCUUCAAAAACAGGACUACGGGGCUCAUCGACACGUCGUGGAGCGCCAUCCAGAUUGGCAUCUACGCCAAGCACCUGGACAACUGGCUGCAGUACUUCCCCAUGGACCAGAUCUUGUUCGUGAGCGGCGAGCGUCUGAUCAGCGACCCGGCCGGAGAGCUGGGCCGAGUGCAGGACUUCUUGGGCCUCAAGAGGAUCAUCACGGACAAACACUUUUACUUUAACCAGACCAAGGGAUUCCCGUGCCUCAAGAAAGCAGAGGGCAGCAGCAAGCCUCACUGCCUGGGAAAAACCAAAGGGCGCACCCAUCCGAACAUUGACCCCGAGGUGGUGCAGAGGCUACGGGACUUCUACAGGCCCUUCAACAUGAAGUUCUACCAGAUGACUGGACAUAACUUUGGUUGGGAUUGAUGUGAAAAAUCUGACUUUUUUUUUUUUUUUUUUAUUAAUUUGUCGAGAAGUUGUUUUUUUUUCCUCUGUAAUUCAAUGGCAAGAUGUGGAGAUAUUGCUAUAUAUAUGUAAAAUGUACAGAAAUCUAUUUUAUAAUAAUUUAUUUUUAUUUCUAAGCAAUUAAUUCACUAAGCUGCCUAACCAUAUUUGUACAUAACAUCUGACCCACGUGUUCUUUUUUUUUUUAACAUUCCUCAUUUUAAUUUUUUGGAAUUCUCUUGCUCCUCCUUCGUGGUCCUGUAAACUCAGUGGAUUUUACUUGGUGCUUCACAAAUGCAGAUAAUCAGCUGAAGCAGAGAUUGGGGGUGGGAAAAAAAGCACCAUAUUACGGGUACAGAGUGCUCACAGAGAAGUGGAGAAACGCCCAUCUGUCCUCAUUUAUUCAUGCAUCAUGGCUUUACCUUCAUCCUCUUCGAACCCUUUUCUGAGUGUGAUUCUUUUAUAAGGUGUUUUUACAAUCCAGCUUUUCCUGCGUUGGCCUAAAGCGGCAGAUCUCAUGUCCCAUUCCACUCAAUAACAGGUAGAUCAAUAGGCCUAAUUGAUCUUCAUUGUGUCACUCAUGCUUAUAGUAUACAGCUGCCCUUUCAUUCUCAGUGCUCCUGCUGCCUGCUCUAAUGAAUGACCCAUCCAUCAAAUGUUAAAUCCUAUCCCGGACCACAUAAGGGCCCAUGUUAACAUUAUGCUAAUCGGGUAAAGGUAACUGGCAGAUCGAUCCGGCCUCGGCUCUCCAACUCCCCCAUUAGAAGCAGUGUUGGCUCGGAGCCAGCCUCUCUCCCCAUUCGGCUCAGUUCAGAGGUCACGCAAAGUCUCAAUCAAAUUUCAUUGAGAGGCAUUUGAUUUGUUGAGGGAGAACUGAGCCAGGAGCAGGAGGAGGAGUGUGUGCCUUGUUUUCAUGGUAAAAUGGAAGGAAAACCUUUGCGUGAGGUAGCAGAUGCAUAUCUCGCAGAAAUCGAGCAUAAAGAUAAAAAGAUGACAGAGAAAAAACCGAGGUUUCGCCUCACUGACAAAAGGCGCUUCUUCAAACAGACCAAGCUCCAAUCUGAGAUCCCGGACUAAAGAGAUCAAAGGAACAGGAAAGGUUUUUGUGAAGCACUCGCAGCACAGCAAGGAUUGCCUCAGGCCGGGUUUCUAACCUCUGGUGUCGUCAGAAAAACCUCAUGUGCCAUCGUCCAUGGCCGAUAUACUUUAUGCCUUAUUCACUCUGCUCACAUCUCACCUCUCCACCACAGAUCUUAACCCUCCUGUUGUCCUCAUUUACAGGCACCAAAAAAUAUAGUUUCUUUGUCUGAAAAAAAUUCAGUUAAAAAAAAAAAAAACUCAAAAAUUCCAAAAAUUCCUUAAAAGUUUUCCCUAAAAGUUUUAUUUUUAAAAAAAAAUCCCCCAAAUUUGGCAAGAAAAUUCUUAAAUAUUUUCAAAAAAUGAGUAAAUAUCUUCAAAAAAAAUCCUAAAAAUAUCUAAAGUGAUUCCAUGUAUAUCAGUAAAACGCUAAUAUUUUCUUUAAGAACAUUCAGAAAAAAAAAUCAGCCAAAAUCCAGUGAAAUUCACUGGAUUUUAGUUGAUUUUUUUUGUGAAUGUUUUUAAGAAACAUUUUUAAUAUUUCUUUAUUUCCACAAAAAAAAUUCAAAAAUUUCCUAAAAAUGUUGAAAAUGUGGACAUCAGAAGUUUCACUGUGAAAAUAUUGUUUUUUUCAAACUUUAAAACGAGUUAAUUUGACCCGCAGGAUGACAUGAGGGUUAACUCUUCACUUGUUGCCAAAAAGAAAAAAACUUUCGGCUGAUAUUAUGUUUCUCACAGCUUAGUCGCUAUCUUUGCUUCUUUUUUCUUCCUCCUUCCCUGCGUUGCUUCUUAGUGGUUCUUUUUUUUUGUCUUUCUACUUGAAUUCUUGAUAUGCAAGAGGGAGAAAACGUAGUUCUCAUUCUUUGAUGUGAUGUCUUUGCAGCGGAUGGCGUGCUAUCAUGACAGCACAGGGUGGCGGCCCGUUCUGGAAAAUGCAGGCGUAAUGUGGGAUUAUUAGCAUCCAUAUGUUUAUGCAGAGCUCAGACUGAAUGUACACAACAUAUCCUCACACGCAGAGUCCCUCAAAAUCAGUUUUUAAAGGUCAGAUCGCCACUUAGUGAAACGUGAUUGUCCGUCUGUCCUUUUUGAAGUUAAGAAAAUGUUGUGCCUCUUUAACUAUCCAACACAGUUCGCCUGCUCCUGUCAUUAAACAGGAUCUAAUUCAGCUGUUUUCUUUUCUUUUCCAGUUCAAACCAGCUGCCUGGUUUAGCCUCAAACCAGUGGUUGCUAGCAGGGGAGAUGGAGGCUUGUUACACUGUAUUUUAUUUUUUACUUUCACUCUCCUCAUAAGACUGUAUGUGGAGAAAAGUAAAAAAAAAAGCCUCCAUCCCCCCGUCUCUCUUUAGUGCAAUGUUUGAUUAAAUUAGAAAAGAAAAGCAUUUAUGAUGACCCCCCUCAGCAAGCUGUCACAUUCUGGAAGGAAACUGAUGGAGUACUGCAUCCGAAUUCAUGUAACUGAGGGAAUAUCUGAGGAAAUAAAAUGUAAAAAUACAAAAAAAAACUUGCACUCGUGGGUUUCCUCCAUGCGGCUGCAUCGGCUACGGUUGAGUUUUAUUCAACCUGUUUUGAGAUCUAAGAAAAUGUUAGAAAAUGUUUGUCUUAUCCACAUAUAAUAUGUAUCUAGACUAGCAGAUCUGUAUGUACAAAAAUGAAAAAGACAUGUAAAUCAAGUAUUUUGUGGUAUGUACAUCAAAGGAAUUAAUUUUACACAAUGCAAGAGCAAAAUGGAACAGAUGUUUCUAGAUGAUUAAAUACUGAACAUUCAUAAUAUUUCUUUGUAUGAAGAAAUAAAUAAAAAAGUAUAUAUUUUACCAAAAAACAA
Molecule: messenger RNA, 4422 nt
Organism: Amphiprion ocellaris (clown anemonefish)
Lineage: Eukaryota; Metazoa; Chordata; Actinopteri; Pomacentridae
Gene: hs3st3b1b
Product: heparan sulfate (glucosamine) 3-O-sulfotransferase 3B1b
Exons: 2
Coding region: 303-1505 (400 amino acids)
Molecular function (GO): [heparan sulfate]-glucosamine 3-sulfotransferase activity
Source: RefSeq, a predicted model, not a curated record